Molecule: messenger RNA, 5262 nt
Organism: Vicugna pacos (alpaca)
Lineage: Eukaryota; Metazoa; Chordata; Mammalia; Artiodactyla; Camelidae
Source: RefSeq, a predicted model, not a curated record
UUGUAUCUCUCAAACGGGGAACUCAAACAUCAUUGGAACUUUUAUUUUUGUGAAAACUGAACCAAAUUGAAUUUCCUAAAUGACAGCUGCUUAAAAUGAACAGUGUUUAUGAUCUGGGAAUAUGCCUGUUAACAAAUCACCUGUGAUGAAUAAAUCUGGAGUAAUAUCUUCCUCUUACCAUGAAAAAUCGAAGUCACCAUUUUCAAUCACAGAAGAAUUCAUCUUGAGAUUCAACCAAACAAAAAAUCCAAAAAAGGAGGAAGAAUUGUUGGACAUAGCUAGAAAACACAUUGUCAGAUGUAAGAGGAAAUUGGGUCUCAAAACCUUAGGCACUGGGAGGCAUGUGCAUCUUCCUACCGCAUGGACUGAAGUAGUAUAUCUGGCUCAGUGCAAAGGAGAAAUCCAAGAUGAAGCUUUAAAUAUGCUUUAUGCUUCCCUGGACCAUGCUUCCUUUGAUUACGAUCAUCUGCCUGCCUUAUUUUUUGUUGCGGAAUCAGUUUUAUAUAGACUCUGUUGUGAUGCAUUCCGAAGGACAUACUUAUACUCAGUUGAAAUAAAGCUAGCAAAGAUUGGCUAUUUGGUCUUCUUACGAAUUUUUAUAUAUUUCCUUUAUGGUCACCUGGGAAGUUUUAAACAACAUUUACUUAGGUUUCAACCAUAUUUAUACGCACUUUGUUUCUCUGGAGAAUUAUAUUCCAAGUAUCCAAACAUCUUUUCAAAUGUGCAAUGCAUUCUGAAUAUCAUGAAAAUUAUAUGUAGAAGAGAACUCCCUUCUGAAUUAAUUUUUAGCCCUGUGGAAAAUAAGGACAAAUCUAAGAACAUAGAUUCUGAGAUGGAACAUUUGCAACUUAAUCAGAAACAGUAUGAAAUUAACCACCUGCUCUGGCACUGUGUUGCUGCCUGGUCUUGUGUUCAGAAGAAUAGUCCUCAGUUGAAUAAGGUGCUUGAACAUCUCAUCUUUCAUAAAACACAGCUUCAAAAAAAAUGCUGGUUGGAUUCAGCACUGGCUUUGUUGGUCCUUGGGGAGGCUGCCAAAUUAAACAUGGCCUGCUUGAAAGCUUUAAUGGACCUAAUGAGAGAUUUUCUUUCAAGCAUUAUGUCUGUUCUGAAUCAGGAAGAAAGCUGCAAGGUCGACAGUUUUUCCUGGGCCUGGAAUGUUGUCUACAUAUACACAACAAUUCUUGCAGAAAUCUGCUUGUAUGCGGCCACUUCUGAUUUGCAAAAAACUGCUUUCAUUGGCUUCUGUGACUGUGAAAGUUCACAAGAUAUUUUACUCACAGAAAAAUCAGAAGAACUGAAGGAAACAAGUAUUUUAGGUCUUUUGGAAUAUUUCUCUUCAAAAACAUCGGAUAAUUGUGAUCAAGUGAAAUGGACUGGAUACUAUGGCUUAGUGUAUAAUCUGGUGAAAAUGUCAUGGGAACUCCGGGGAGAUAAGGAGCAAGAUGGACUUGGAAACAAAAUAUGGCAAAUAUUACAGAAAAUAAGGGAUCAUGAGAAAGAUGGGAGAAUCCAUAAUGCAGUUAAUAUUGCUCAGGCUGAGAUAAAUGACCCAACUGAUCCUUUCACAAGUUAUAGGACAAAAGAUUUAUCAAGUGUAGGGGAUGAAAAUUUCUCCAAAUACAUAGGAUGGAGAAUUGCCAACGUGCUCUCCAAACUCUGCUUCCCCUCCCCUGAUGCCUGUGUCCUUCCUCUGGAAAAACCAUUGAGAAAACGGGACCCGAUGAAAUAUCUGAAUAAAAAGCAGGAUUCCAUGAAGAAGCGGGUUCUACGUUUUACUAUAAGGGAACAUUCUUCUGUGCCAGAACUCCCUUUGUUCCGAUAUCCGGAUUUUUUCACCAGGGCGGAUAAAGAGUUGGCAAGAAUCAUUGAUCAUCACUGGCAGGAAGAGCUAAAGAUCCGACAGAAUGAAGACGCAGUAUGUGAGGCGGAAGAACGUCAACGUAAAGAGUUACAGGAGAAAGCCCACUUGAGAGAAAUCAUGGAGAGAAGAGAGGAGAAGCUGCAUAAGCAAACCAAACCCUAUGAGCUUCCUCCUAGGACUGAAGUAGUUUCAUCAGAAAAGAAAACGACUCCUCAAAACUGAAUCCAUAUGCCAGAAAUUCACUGCACGGAAGAGACCAAGAUAGCUUCAGGUUAGGAGAAAAUUCUUAAUUAACUGGAAGCCAUUUCUUACAGAGGAGUUUAUCCUGGUGCAGUUUCUUUAACAGUCAGAUCUCAGUCCUAAAUUAACAGCACUUAACAUUUGCGUGAAGUAUUUUACUAGUUAAACAUUUUCCAAUAACAUGGCUAGAGCUUUUCCUAAUUGACUCUUAACUUGUGAUCAUACACAUACUUAAUGAUUCUCAGAGCAUUGACAGUCACUGGACAGUUAGAUGGAAAUUAAUUGCAAAUUAUUAAUGAGUCACAAAUAAGAAUCAUUUCUUGAAAGUGGAAUGAGCAUCAACGGAUACUCCUAUGAUAGCUAUUAUACAAAUAAAGGAAGUAAGGCACUUGCUUGGAUUUGUAUUUCGUAGCCAGUCUGUGCCAAAUCAAACCACGUGUCAGAAGGUUGAAUUCGAUUAAUUCUGUAUAUAAAUGAAUCUGAACAAGCCAGUCAUCUCAGAAUGAGUUAAUCUUUAACAGAUACCAAAGAAGCCUUCUGGGUGACAGUGAUUUCACUUUGCCAGUUGAGUGUAUGAGAAUGGAUUUGCCUGGUCCUGGCAGGUAUAACCAGCACUUACUGGAGGGGUUCAUCCAGGCAGGAGUCACUUUUAAAAAGGCACUUCUUCUGACACUCUCAACCCAUGGGUUACAGUAUCGGGGUGGGGUUCUUACGAUGCCUUACACUCUUUCUGAAAAAGAUAACCACACCUCAAUUUUGCACAGGUGACUUGGUGACACUCAGGAGACAGGUACUCAAUCAGGGUGUCAAACUCAAAUGACUACCAGGUCUGGAAGGUAACAUAAAUUAGUGACGGGGCUAUACAGUAUUACUCCACCUAAGAAACUGGCAUCACUCAGCUCCUCUCUGCAAUGUAUGUCCAGUAUUGUAGGGUCAUCAGUCUUUCAAAAAGACCUCAAUCUUUUUUUUUUUAAGUUGCUAAAUUUCAAAAUGUUGGCAACUGAUUUUUUUUAAAAUCACAUAGUUUUGGGUUAAAUUUGACACCUGGGCCACAUGUUUUUGACCUAGAUUAUGUGAAUUUACAGUACCAUUCUUUAAGAUUACAAUAACGUAUGGUAGAAAAAUGGGAGGAGAGAAGGGUGUUUCUCUUUUGAUUCCCCAUAGAGCUGAUUCAUCUUUAUGCCAGCCCUCCCAAACCUUUUGACUCAUCCUUGUCUCCUCGUACAAAGAAUAUGUAAGUUCCCAGAAAUAGUAUUUCCCAGUGUAGCUUGCCAAAUACCUUCAUCUAUCUUUGCUUCCCUCACUUGUGAAGAGAAAUCUCUCCCCUAGAAUGCCAGCUAAUCCCUUUUCUCUGAAUCUGAUUCCAUCCAAAAUCUUCCUCCAUCAACUAUUUACUGUCCCUCCUGAAGUCCCUCACUUCUACCCACUGCAGUCUCAAUUUUCCACCAUCCUUCCAUCCGUGCUAUUCUCAGCCUUACCAAACCCUGACUGCCUUUUAAGAGUCAUCAUCUUUCUUCUGGGUUGUAGAGAGAUGGAACCACUGGGCUGUAAGUGGUGGGGAAGGAACUCUGGAGAUCUAAUUGCUACUUGUAAGAAUUUUAACAAAUCCUACUGUUUCAGAACCACCCUUUAGAAACUCACAUUCUUCCAAUUUCAGAACUAUUCUGGUAUCAUGAGGCAAGGACUGGUCUGUCUUAAGGCUUCCCCACUGCAGACUUAGCUUUUAAAAUUUCUUUCCUGUUCUGCUUUUUUUUCCUGUUCCCACUUGUUCACCUAAUUUCUAACUUCCACAAUUUUCUUAGUAUUUCCAGUGUGCUAUUAUCUGUUCUCCUUAUGGAUUAAUACCUUUUUUAAAAAAUAAUACUUUAUGUGUCAUAGUAGUGGAGAUUUGGAAAGGAGCCAAAAAAGAAUAUACAUAUACCCUUGCAUAAAUAUAUGAAGAAUAUGUAAAUUUAAGAAUAUGCAUAUGAAUAAAGGUAUAAGGAUUCUGACUAAUCAAGUAGAUAGAUAGAUUUAUUUUCAAACUGUUCUCUAAAUUUUUUUAUUCUUAAGUUAUCCUUUAAAAUUCUUAAAAUUUGUCAGCACACUUCUAUCAUGGUUUUCCUCCUAUGUCCUGGAGCAUCAGCAAAGACUGGGGCUUGUAGCUCUGGGCUCAUAUUCUGGCUGUGCCUCCUGGCAACUGUGAAACAGCUAGCAUGUUACUGAAUCUAUCUGAGCUUCAGUUACUCGUUUAUAAAAAAUAAAUAUGUAAUUUACAGUGUACGUAGAGCGGUAUCGGAAACUAAUCACAAAAACAGAAAUACGUCAUUUUAACAGAGAAUUUAGUAUAAGGACUUGUUUUUACAGGUGUUAGAGAACUAAGAAAAUGAAAAGGGAGCAUAGAAAUAAUAAAGAAACAGGAACCUGCUACCACCUCUAGGGCCAGAGGAUCAGAGAGAGGGGGUUGGAUUGUCAGAACCUGGAAGCGAGGAGGAGGCACCCCGCAGUGGGACUCACACCUCUGAGGGGCGGCACUGCCCAGCUCCUGCUGAUACCUCUGAUGCAGCACAAUAAAGUGGAAGCACAGGGCAAAAAGGACACUGGAACAAAUUGCUGCUGAAACCAGGCUACCAGGAGGAGCAAGACAACAGGAAGAGUCAAGCUCUUCCUUGACCAUCCUGGAAGUCUCCCUGGAGUGCGCCUGUCCCCAGCUCACAGGGCAGAGAGCCGAGGGGUGAGUUUGGAGCUGAAGCCCACUCGUUAAAUAACUGGAAAGGUGUGCAGCUCAAUGCCUAAGACAUAUUAGAUCUAGCAAUAAAAGUUAUUCCUCACUUCUUAUCUGCAUUUUAGGCCCUCCUUUCUGCUUUUUCUGCAUGCAUUCCCUUUUACAUUUAAUGUCAGUGGCUUAGAAAGACACUUUUACUACAGUUUAUCUUUAUAAUUAACCCUUAAUUCUUUCAGUAAGUACUCAAUUUAACACAAACUCAACUGGUACUCUUUGUAAUUUACUCUCAAUAUUAAUUUCACCCCAACAUUCACAAAGGGUUCUAUGAGUCUCAGGUUGGGUUGGGCACCAGGUGGAUUCUUUUCAUCUCCUCUCAUGUUGUUCAGCCUUAGUCAUUUAUUUUCUUAGUCGUCCUACUUUAAGUGAAAGAGAAGAAGGAAAGUGAGAGAGGUACUCC